AUAACUGUAACUGUUUAAAACGACCAUCGUUAUAUUUUCGCAAUUCAAGAAAAUGGCAACGUCUUUAGAAGCACUUAAAGAAAUAACACAAGUUAUAGCGGACACCGCUGAUUUUGUUGCCAUCAAACCCUACAGUGUUCAGGAAGCUACCACCAAUCCAAUUAUCAUUUUGCAGUCCGCUAGCUUACCUCAGUAUAAAAAUAUCCUACACAAAGCGGUUCAAUAUGGUCAAAAUACUGGAAGAAAUAACAAAGAAGUAAUUGAAAACACCAUGGACAUGAUCAAUGUUCUAUUUGGAGAAGAAAUUUUGAAGGUAGUUAAGUAUAGAGUUCACAUUCAACUGGAUCCGCGAUUGGCAUUCAAUAUUUCUCUCAGCGUCGAGAGAGCCCUAAAGAUCGUAAAAAUGUUCUCUGAAAGAGGUAUCGACAAAAAUCAUGUGGUCAUCAAAUUGCCUUCUACAUGGGAAGGUAUCCAAGCAGCGAAUAUUUUAGAAAAAAACCAUCAUGUUAAUUGCAAUAUGACAACGAUGUUUUCGUUAACUCAAACUGCAGCAUGCGCGGAGGCCGGAGUAAGUUACCUAGCGCCUUUUGUGGGCAGGAUAAGUCUAUGGUACAAAGAAAAAUCUAGAGAAACCGGACGACACGAAGGCGUAGAAAUACUGAAAACCAUCCAAACGUACUUGAGAAAAUUUGAUUACAGAACAAAAGUGAUGGGAGCUUACUUUAUAAACGCUGAAGAGGUAGGAGCCGUAGCAGGUUGUGAUUUAGCGACCCUUCCUGUAGCAUUACUCGAAGAUUUUGCUAAAAAUAAUCAUCCCGUGACUGAUGAAAUGGCGAAGGACCCCAAGUCAUCAAAUUUGGAAAAAUUGGUUUUAGAUGAGGCAAGAUUUAGAUGGUUAAUGAAUGAGGAUGAAAUGGCGACAGAGCUUCUAGCAGAAAUUCUUGGAGUGUUUUCGUCACAUUAUAUUGAAUUAGAAAAUAUUGUAAAAGAGAUGGUGAAAUUGAGCAAAUAGAUUUAUUUUGUAAUUUAUGAUUGCUGGUUAAGUAUUAAAUCCAUGAUAAGUAA
Messenger RNA from Diabrotica balteata, 1065 nucleotides. NCBI's taxonomy places the organism in Eukaryota, Metazoa, Arthropoda, Insecta, Coleoptera, Chrysomelidae. The record is from the annotation of a GenBank genome assembly.